Molecule: messenger RNA, 1194 nt
Organism: Nakaseomyces glabratus
Lineage: Eukaryota; Fungi; Ascomycota; Saccharomycetes; Saccharomycetales; Saccharomycetaceae
Gene: MFM1
Product: Mfm1p
Biological process (GO): mitochondrial magnesium ion transmembrane transport
Cellular component (GO): mitochondrial inner membrane
Molecular function (GO): magnesium ion transmembrane transporter activity
Source: RefSeq, a predicted model, not a curated record
AUGCUGCUAGUGAACCGGGCUAUUACACUCAACCUUGUUAAAAGAUGUUGUUGGCGAAGCACAAUGUUUAUGACACCUAAAAGGUUUUUGGGAACAUCAGAGGAAGAGAGUACCGCAGCAUUACUAUUACAGAAGAACCUUAUCCAAAGGAAUAAUAUGCUUUACGGCCAUGGUUCAGGAACUAUUAGGUGUACGGUGUUUGAUGCUGGUGGUAACAUAGUCUCUCCUGCAUUAGAUAUAAAGAGAGAAGAAUUGGUUGCAAAGCAUGGUCUUCUGCCGAGAGACCUUAGAAAGAUAGAGAAAUCUAGGAAGAAUGACUUGGUUCCAAGUUUUUUGGUGAGGAAGAACGGAAUCCUAGUCAGCUUGGCCACUAUCAAAACGCUAAUCAAACCAGAUAUGGUAAUUGUAUUUGACUCAUUUGGCUCAUUAAAUUCUACUUCACAUAAGGCAUUCCUGAAUAGCCUAAAGCUGAGGCUACAGAACUUAGAUAUGGUAGAGCUGAAGAAAGAUCCGUUACCUUAUGAGUUCAGAGCCCUAGAAUCCAUUUUCAUUUCUGCACUUUCAAACUUAACAAGUGAGAUGAACGUUCAAGUUACUAUUUGCAAAGGAAUAUUACAGGAUCUUGAAUACAGUAUAACUAGAGAUAAGUUAAAGUUUCUUCUUGGUCAAAACAAGAAACUAAGUAACUUUUACAAAAAGACUGUACUAAUAAGGGAUAUGCUAGAUGAUCUGCUUGAACAAAGCGAUGUGCUAUGCUCAAUGUAUUUAAGCGAUUUAAAAAACGGUGUAGAACACAAAGAUGAUGACCACUCGGAGAUAGAGAUGCUCCUAGAGACAUAUCAUAACCAUCUCGAUGAAAUUGUACAAAUCACAGAGAAUAUCAUUUCUAAUGUCAAGACUACAGAAGAAAUUAUAAACAUUAUCCUGGAUUCAAACAGAAAUCAGCUGAUGCUUUUGGGUAUACGGUUCAGCAUAGGUAUGCUAUCUCUUGGAGGACCGAUUUUUAUAGGAUCAUUAUACGGUAUGAACCUGGAGAAUUUUAUAGAAGAAACCGACUAUGGUUUCAUUGCAGCCUCCGCCAUUGGUAUGAUCUCAUUGGGAGCACUGUACUUCUACAGCAUAAAGCACCUACACAAAUUGCAAAAAAUGUCCUUGUUCAACUACACAAAUUAUGCUAGAGACGUCAAGAAGUAA